AUUAUGUGUCAUAUUUUAGGUAUGGUGACUGCAGUUGGUCUCUCUAAUUUACAAUUUGUAAAUCUUAACUCUUCUAGAAAUCUAUUUGUUAUUGGUGUUCCGUUAGUGUUUGCAUUAUCUGUACCAAUCUGGAUGAAUGAACAACAACCAUCACCUAUUAAUACAGGCAGUGUUAUUGUAGAUCAGAUAUUUACAGUAUUAUUGAGCACCAACAUGUUUGUGGCAGGUUUAUUGGCAUUUUUCUUAGAUAACACAAUUCCAGGGUCAGAAGAAGAAAGAGGAAUAAAAGCUUGGCGGGAAAAAGACAAAAAUGCAUCUGACGACGGAAGUUCAUCACAUGUUUAUGAUAUACCAUUUAUACAAAAAUAUCUAGACAAAUUAGCAUGCUCAAAAUAUGUUCCUAUCUUACCCAAUUUCAAGGGAGAUAAAUCUGAAUCG
Molecule: messenger RNA, 438 nt
Organism: Lottia gigantea (owl limpet)
Lineage: Eukaryota; Metazoa; Mollusca; Gastropoda; Lottiidae
Exons: 3
Biological process (GO): transmembrane transport
Cellular component (GO): membrane
Molecular function (GO): transmembrane transporter activity
Source: RefSeq, a predicted model, not a curated record